AUGGUAUCCGCAAAAGCUCCCGUGCCUUUUGGCCGCGAGAUGCGUAAACAAUUCCUCAUGGAUGACAACUAUGUAAAUUUGAAUCACGGCUCAUUUGGCACAUUUCCUGCUGCCAUCCGCAACGUUGCGCGCCAAUAUCAAGACGAGCAGGAGAGCCGGCCAGAUCCAUUCAUCAGAUAUGCCUGGCCGAAACGACUUGAUGAGUGCCGGGCCGCCAUGGCCCAAUAUCUAAAUGUGCCUGUAGAAACAGUCGUCUUUGUGCCGAAUGCAACCACUGGCGUCAACACCGUGCUGCGCAGCUUGGUGUUCCAGCCCGGCGACAAGAUUGCCUACUUCUCCACCAUUUACGGCGCGUGCGAGAAGACAGUGCAGUACAUUACUGAGACCACGCCCGCUGAGGCGGUCAAGAUCCAAUACACGUAUCCCGUCAGUGACGACGAGUUGGUCGCGAAGCUGCGCGACGCCAUCAAGCAGGAGAAAGAAGCAGGGAAUCGUAUCAAGGUCGCCAUUUUCGACACCAUUGUCAGCUUGCCGGGCGUGCGCAUGCCGUUUGAACGGCUCACCGAUGUGUGUCGAGAGAAUGGCGUCCUCAGUCUGAUUGACGGCGCGCAUUGCGUUGGUCAGAUUCCCAUCGACCUGGGUGCUCUCCAGCCAGAUUUUUUUGUCAGCAACUGCCACAAAUGGCUCUACGUCCCCCGCGGCUGCGCCGUCUUCUAUGUGCCCGUCGCAAACCAGCCUCUUAUCCGAAGCACGCUUCCCACCUCUCACGGCUUCACGGCAUUACCCCGCGCCGGCACCACGCCCGUCAACAAUCCUCUCCCGCCGAGCAGCAAAUCCGCAUACGUCACGGCGUUUGAAUUCGUCGGCACCAUCGACUCGACCAACUGGCUCACUGUCCCCGCGGCACUCGAGUUUCGGGACUCCACGUGCGGCGGCGAAACGGCCAUUAUGCAAUACUGCAUCGAUCUUGCUCGCGAGGGAGGUAACCUCGUCGCCAGAUGUCUGCAUCGCAUCAGCGACGACGUGGAUAUCGAGAAACUCGGCCUCGUCAUGGAAAAUCCAGAGAAGACGCUCCGUCGAUGCGCCUUUGCUAAUGUUAGAUUGCCGCUGGAGGUUGGCGGGCCCAGUAGCGGAGCCAAAACCCAAGACGCAAAAGACGCAAAAGAAGAAGAAGAAGAAGAAGACCUAGGCGUCAAGAACCUAACGCUCAAAAGCACGAGCGGCGACGGCCACAGAGUCCGCGCAGAAAACGUCCCCCUCGUGACAAACUACAUCGCGUCGCGCACGGUCGAGGACCACGAUACCUUUGUGGCCAUCAUCUUCUACGGCGGCGCGUGGUGGGCGCGGCUCUCGGCGCAGAUUUAUCUCGACUUGGACGAUUUCCGGUUCGCUGCCAAAGUCCUUGAUGAGAUUUGUGACCGAGUGAAGAGGGGGGAGUAUUUGGAUGUGCAGAAGGCGUAGUUCUGAAGAUGGUUUUGGCUUUUUUUUU
This is a messenger RNA of Xylona heveae TC161, 1489 nucleotides long. Its product is annotated as putative cysteine desulfurylase. Bases 1 to 1461 code for a protein of 486 amino acids. The transcript has 3 exons. The record is from RefSeq and is a predicted model, not a curated record. NCBI's taxonomy places the organism in Eukaryota, Fungi, Ascomycota, Xylonomycetes, Xylonales, Xylonaceae.